AUGAAACAGCCAACAAUUGAACAAAGUCUUACUAUUCAUAAAGAUUUAACUGCCGACCAGUCGACAGCUAUUAAAGAUUUAAUUGCACGUUGGAUAUGUACUGAUAUUCGUCCAUUUGGAAGUCUUUAUGGUAACAUAGAUGUUGAUAAUAUUCUUCGAAGUCGAAAUACUAUAUCAAAUCAUAUAUAUAAACUUGCUGAUGUAUCUCGUCAACAAAUCAAGUUAAUAUUACAGGAACCAUAUGAAAGUGGAUGUUUAUCAAUAUCUCCAGAUUUUUGGAGUGAUAAGUAUCGGCAAAUAUCAUACCUUGGCGUUACUGCAACAUUUACUGAUUUCAAUUACCAUUAUCACACAAUUGAUCUUUUAUGUCGACCAUUUGGAAGACCUGAUAAAAGUAGUACUAAUGUAUUAACGGCAUUACAAAAUGAACUUUUACGUUUUGGAAUUGAUGAUUUAUAUAAAGCCACAAUCGUUUGUGAUAGAGGUAGUAACUUCUUAAAAGCAUUCCGAUAUCAUCAUCCACUUUUAUGCUAUGCACAUCGACUUAACAAUAUUUUAAGAAGAACAUUUUUUCAACACAAUAAAAUCUCGUUAAUGACAUUGUUACCACCUGACUAUAAUGGCUCUUCUUGCAGCGAAAUAGAAGAUGAAGAUGAUGGUGACAGUUUCAAUAAAAUGUUAAAUCUAAUUCAAAUUAAAAAAAAGAAAUUGCCAUUAUCUGUUCGAGGUAUUGAAGAAACAACAAUGACAAUUAAAGUUAACGCUAUACCACCAGCUGCUCAAGAAGUAAUAAGAACGAUUGUCGAAUAUGAUGAUAAUCAUUUUAAUUUUGAAGAAGAUGAAGGUUUAAAAUACAUUCGUGAACGUACAUCUGUUUUAUUUUCCAAUAUGUUGGAAUUAGAUUCGCGACACUACUGUGCUACCAUACUCCAUCCUGAUUAUCGUACUUUACGUGGCUGUUCAACACAUGAAAAAAUGAUGUGUCAUCAAUUUAUUCGUGAAAAAUUGAAAAACAUGCAUCAACCAUCAAUCAAAAUAGACAGUGAAUCGCAGAAAAACAAACGAUUAAAAACUGAUCAGUUAUCGAUAUUAGAUGAUUUCAAAGAUGAUCCAGAAGCUAGUGAAAAUGAUGACUGCAGCGACGAUGAUGAUGUUAAGAGCGUCGAAUAUUCAUUACCAAUUACAAAAUCCGAUGAAUUAAACAAAUAUUUAUCAAUGAAAGUCGACAUGAAACAGUAUUCAUUUGAUAUACUUGAAUUUUGGCAAAGUAAUGCUGAUGAAUUUCCAUGUCUUUCUAGACUUGCUAGAGAAAUUCACUCAAUUCCAGCAACUAGCGCAGUCGUAGAACGCCAAUUCAGUAUCGCUGGACUCGCAUUCAGCGAGAGACGAAAUAGUUUAGAUCCUGAACAACUUGAUAACAUUAUAUGUAUCCGUGCCAUAGAAAAGAUUAAGGGAAAGAUAUAA
Molecule: messenger RNA, 1464 nt
Organism: Rotaria sp. Silwood1
Lineage: Eukaryota; Metazoa; Rotifera; Eurotatoria; Philodinida; Philodinidae
Source: the annotation of a GenBank genome assembly